AUGCCCGGCGCAAUGAGUCCUAUCUUCGGUUUCGCGUCCUAUGGUCUUCGCCAUCCUAGGGAUCUUUUCUCUAGCGUUGGUCCCACGCUCAAUGAGCUUACGUUCGGCGCUUUGGGCUCGUCAUUCGACCCGCAGAGAGAUAUUGGUGAUCUUACCGGGAAGGUUAUUUUUGUCACUGGGGGUAACAUCGGCCUUGGAAAAGAGGCCAUUAUCCAACUCGCCAAGCACAAUCCCUCCCGUAUAUACCUAGGGGCUCGCAACGCGACAAAAGCGCAAGAUGCCAUCGCCUCGAUCCAAGAAACCGUCUCCUCUCACGUGGACAUCAGAUACAUCCCUCUCGACCUGGCCUCGUUUAAAUCCAUCCGCGCGGCCGCAGGAAAGUUCAACUCGGACAGUGAGCGAUUGGAUAUCUUGAUGCUAAACGCAGGGACAAUGGGAAACCCCCCGGAUACCACGGAGGAAGGAUUCGAGGUGCAAUUUGGAACGAAUCAUAUUGGCCAUUUCCUGCUCACGAAGCUGCUUCUGCCCACGCUGCAGAAGACCGCCGCGAAUGCGACUCCCGCGCCGGAUGUUAGAGUCGUGACGUUGAGCUCUGUGGGCCACAGUGCUGCCCCAUCGUUCGAUGUUAUGACAUCCACCCCUGCUCUGCUGGACGCAAGCACAUGGACUCGCUAUGGCGCGUCCAAGGCUGCGAAUAUCCUCUUUGCGGCGGAACUUGCGCGCCGGUAUCCGGAAAUCCUGUCUGUCGCGGUCCACCCGGGCGCUGUGUCCAGCAACUUGUACCAGCAUGCUAAGGCAUCAGCGUUCACUAGAGCUGCUCUUGCAGCUAUGUCGCUUGGUUUCCGGAGUGUACGGACUGGGGCGAUGAACCAGCUGUUUGCUGCUGGUGCCAAGAAGGAGGACUUGGUUAAUGGGGGUUACUAUAUUCCAAUUGGGGUGCAUGCUAAGACGCAGUAUGCGUCUGAUGCUGAACUGGGUAAGAAGCUUUGGGAGUGGACUGAGAAGCAGAUUGAGGAGAAAUCCCAAUCGUGA
Molecule: messenger RNA, 1032 nt
Organism: Aspergillus chevalieri
Lineage: Eukaryota; Fungi; Ascomycota; Eurotiomycetes; Eurotiales; Aspergillaceae
Product: putative short-chain dehydrogenase/reductase family protein
Exons: 2
Coding region: 1-1032 (343 amino acids)
Source: RefSeq, a predicted model, not a curated record